AUGCCUCCCAGAAAAAAACGCCGCCAAGGGUUCCAGAAAGCCCAGCUGCUAUUCCAACAACCACCACUGGAGGGCCCCAAACACCACUAUGGAUCUGCACAGCUUCCCAUCACUCACACUAGACAGGUGGCCAGCAAGCCCAUUGACCACAACACCAUCACUUCCUGGGUUUCACCUCAGUUUGAUACAACAGGAGAAAGCUGGUUCCCAAUGAACCAGAAACACCAUCGCCGAAACCAGGCAAGACUUUCAAGUCGAAAAUCCAUCACCUCCAAGUUUCCACAUCUAACAUUUGAGAGCCCCCCGUCUUCCAGUUCAGCCACACUUGGGAUCCCCUUAACCAGGGAGUGCGCCAAUCAGUCAGAAAAGUGCAUUUCUGGAAGGCCCUUAGUUCCAGUGCUCAGUCCUCAAAGCUGUGGGGAGCUGUCCACACAUACACUUCAAAACUUACCUUACGUGUUCAUUCCACCUGAUAUUCAGACCCCAGAGUCUUCGUUUGUGAAGGAGGGGCCCAUUCCCCCAGAUCAGAGGGAAGAUAGCCUUCCAAGUGGCUCCUUUCACACCAGUACUCCCAAGACCCCAGGGCCUGGGCCUGUUCUAGUUAAAGACACUCCUGAGGAGAAGUAUGGGAUCAAGGUCACAUGGAGGAGACGACGCCACUUGUUUACUUACCUCAGGGAGAGAGGGAAGCUGAAUAAAAACCAAUUCCUUGUGAAAAGUUCACUGGAUUUCUCAGACAGCAGCAAUCUCAAGAAAUUUUCAUAG
Molecule: messenger RNA, 765 nt
Organism: Puma concolor (puma)
Lineage: Eukaryota; Metazoa; Chordata; Mammalia; Carnivora; Felidae
Gene: RHNO1
Product: RAD9-HUS1-RAD1 interacting nuclear orphan 1
Biological process (GO): cellular response to ionizing radiation; recombinational repair; DNA damage checkpoint signaling
Cellular component (GO): nucleus; chromosome
Source: RefSeq, a predicted model, not a curated record